Saccoglossus kowalevskii is the source of this 2394-nucleotide messenger RNA. Its product is annotated as general transcription factor IIH subunit 1. Gene Ontology annotation, biological process: DNA-templated transcription; nucleotide-excision repair. Gene Ontology annotation, cellular component: transcription factor TFIIH core complex. NCBI's taxonomy places the organism in Eukaryota, Metazoa, Hemichordata, Enteropneusta, Harrimaniidae. The record is from RefSeq and is a predicted model, not a curated record.
CACGAUGUUGCGCGCUGGAUAUUUUCACGGUAUUGUCCACAGUUGUUCACUUAUAUUUGUUAAUUUACCAAACAAACACCAAGAGGAGCGUACACUUCCUAUGGUUAGACGUGUUUUUGCUGGCUUUGUGUUUCUUUUAAGUAACUAACCCAACUUUCCGACAUGGCCACUGCUUUGAGUGAAGAUGUGUUGUUAGUUGUCAGUCACGUUCGUCACAAGAAGAGAGACGGCUCCUUGUAUCUGAUGACUGAAAGAAUAGGCUGGAUGGAAGGAAGUCGCCAAAUGUUUUCUAUUAGCCAUUUAUAUGCGGAUAUUAAAAUGCAAAAGAUCAGCACAGAGGGCAAGGCUAAAGUUCAGCUACAACUAAUACUACAUGAUGGCGGUGCAAACACUUUUCACUUUGCCAAUGCAGAACGUACAAGUGCCUUGAAAGAUAGAAAUGAUGUUAAAGAACUCCUGCAACAGCUACUGCCAAAAUUCAAGACUAAAGCUAAUAAAGAAUUGGAAGAGAAGAAUAGAAUGCUACAGGAAGACCCAGAAUUAUUUCAAUUGUAUAAAGAUCUUGUUAUGAGUGGAGUUAUUUCUGCUGAUGAAUUCUGGGCUAAUAGGACUGUGAAUUCCACAGGUUCCCAGAAUACCCAGCAUCAGGAUGUAGGUGUGUCGGCAGCAUUUCUGGCAGACAUUAAACCACAAACCGAUGGUUGUAAUGGUUUAAGAUAUAAUCUGACAGCUGAUAUUAUAGAAUCUAUAUUCCGUACAUAUCCAGCAGUUAAAAAGAAACAUGCCGAAAAUGUUCCAGAUAAUAUGUCAGAGAGUGAGUUUUGGACAAGAUUUUUCCAGUCCCAUUAUUUUCACAGGGAUCGAAUAAAUGCUGGAAAUAAAGACUUAUUUACAGAUUGUGCUAAGAUUGAUGAGAAAGAAAUGAAGAAAGUUGUGAAUGAAAGAUUGGAUGAUCCAUUGUUAGAUUUAAGUGGUAUGUCAGAUAGCUCAUUUGGUGAGGGUUAUGGUGUUGGUGCUAAAGACAGUAAAUCAUCAGGCAAUAUUAGCAAUACUAAUUUAAUAAAAAGGUUUAAUCAUCAUAAUACCAGGGUACUUGGUGUCUCAGAAAAAGCUGGUACUAGUAUACAAAGUAGCAGCAUUGAAUCACAGCCAAGUACAAGUACAGGCAGCUCUUUGCCAAAUAAAAACAAUUCUCACAUUGCUAAUAACCAAUCCAAUGGUAGGAAUAUAUCGUCAGUGAACUCAAAUACAACUCAGGAUGAAACUGUGCCCUCAAAAAGGAUGAGGAUAAAAGAAGCUAUUGAAUAUGAGGAUUUAGUGCCAGAGACUAGACCUCCUGCUGUGAUGUUGAACUUAGAUAAAGCUGAACGAUACCACCAUGGACCCAUGCCGGUCAGUAAAAUGGACUAUGCAACAACGGAGGAGAUGAUAAAUGCUACUCAAGUCAUCAGGGAAGACAUGGCACAAGCUAAGCCAACCCUCUUUCAGACUAUUCAUGGUAGUGUUGCCAGUAGUGUUGUCAGUGAAUUAUCACCAGGGGGAAGUCUUAUGCAUGGUCUUGGUCAACAACCAUUACAUCAGCUUUAUAGUCAAGACAUUCAAGUCGAGAUGAAAAACAUGUACAGUGCACUCUGUGAGCUUCUGAGGCAUUUCUGGAGCUGUUUCCCGGUCUCUUCAAAAUUCUUGGAAGAGAAGGUGACGAGAAUGAAAAUAAAUCUUGAACGGUUCCAAACAUCCAAGUUGCAACCUUUCAGGGAGAAAUUAGCCAUGCAACAUUUUAAUGUGAAUCUAAUAAACCACAUGGAAGAACUUUUGGAAACUGCUUAUGGAAAGUUCACAUCCUGGCAAGCCAGAAGAAUGGGAUCUAUUGUAAGAUAACCCAAGAUGAAGAUCUUGACUAGAAAAGUUCACACAUACAGUGAAAGUAAUCACUCAGCAUGCUCAAGAUACUUGUAACUUUGAUUGUUGCAAGAAAUCAGUGACUACCAUGGAAACGCACAAAGUGAAUUUACCAUAUAUGGCAAAUCGUGGAUGUGUAGACUCAAUCUUUAUAAGCUCAAUUUCAAGUCAGGGCUAUUUUGUAACUCUGGUAAAUCUAUUGAUACUUGUGUAUUAAUGAAUAAAUGGUCGAAUGAAGAUGCCAUGUUCAAACAUGAAAGUUAUCAGUGCAUAUUAAUAUAUAGCCAUGUCGUGUUAUUAUUGAUAUUAUCUCAUGCUGUUUAUUUACCAUUUAUUACUGAACAAGACGUCAUAAAUUGUACAAUACCUCCAUGCAGCAUCUAAAGAUGAAGCCACAUUUUGAUUGCUCUUAGAUAUCACAAAUAUUCUCAUUGUUUCCGUGAUACCUAAUAGAUGCAGUGGCACAUUGAUAACAAUUAUGUGAUCAGAUUCCAG